CAAAGAUAUCCGGCAAGGACCCGGUGACAGCACGGAAUAAAGCGAACGGCUGUCGUCGAAAGAUGAAACGUGCCUAUCCGAUCACGAUCGACAGGGGCGUUGGUCCCAUCCAAAAGGAGCACCCAGAGCGCUGCCGGCGUGUACCCAGAAGAAGAAACGUCCGAUCGUGCACGGGCCUUGGGAUGGUUUUGCUGCUGGCUCUCGCGGCGGGKGCGCCAACCGCUUUUUCCUUUGUCUUCGACACGCUUUCGCCAUCACCUGCGGCCGUUGCUCCCGUACGAAUCAUCCGGAGACGAGAGGAAUCGUCUGCGACGAAAAAAGCAACCACGACGGAUAGGAGGGGGUCCCUGCUUUCCGCUCCGGGGAUGGCUGUGACACAAAGAUCAAUACACACGUCUCGGGGCGCAGGAAACCCAUUGUAUGCUUCGGCAACAAUCGAGAGCAGCGUCGAAGCCAUGGGGGACAAACCAAACAGCGUCGCGCAAAAGGAAGACGACGGUCGAAGCGAUGAGAUUGUGGCGGACAUCCUAGACUUCUUCCGGCAACACGGUUCGGAAAAAGGUGUGGGUGUCAAUGAACCACCGAGAAAGCGUGGAAACGUCCAACUCGUGGCCGGUUCUGGGAAAACCUACAUUGCCUGGAAAGUUAUGGAGGGCUUGCUGAUGCGAGAGAAAAGUAGGACCCGUUUGGUGGGUGGUGCCGUCCCCGAGCUACGAAUCGGUGUCUUCGUCACGCCCUUUCUGAACCUCAUCGAUCAGGCCUUGUCCAACCGGGAGGCACACCAGAUCUUAGAGAGCAGCAACAGCGACGACAACGAUUCUGUCGCCAUCGACACGAUGGUUGUCGCCAGCAAAACGGGCCGGGCGAACGAAAAGUGCAGCACGGAGGAGUCCGAGAUUCGAGGCUUUCUGACAUCGACAAGGGCUUCGAACGGAGAACACGCCGCCAGCAUCAAACUCUUGGCCUGCACCUAUAGCUCGCUGCACAAACUCGGAAGCGCGAUUCGGACCCUGCGGGAGGAGAGAAAUCGCACGGACGUACGGAUCGAUGUUUGCGUCUUCGACGAGGCGCACCGAAUGGAGGGAUUGACGAGGAGCAACAGCAAGCAGCACAGAAAACAACAAAACCCGAGAACCUCGCCACACGGAUCCUUUGCCUACGGGCUCUACGAUUCCAACAUCGACAUCCAAAACCGCCUCUUCAUGACGGGGACGCCGCACAAUUUUGCGCGGAACGCGACCGUUGUCCCGGUCUUGCCCACAAAACCCAGUCCGGAAGGAGAUCGAGUCUUUCUCAAGAAAUACGGCGCCGAAGCAAACGAAGAAGAAAGCAACGGAGAACACACAAAAGAGUCCCGGAUACGGAGCUUUUCCGACGAAACCCUGUUCGGUCCGUGUCUGGCAAGAAACACGUAUCGGGAGAGCGUCGAACAAAACAUCACGGUUCCGAUUGGCCUCUUUGGGGUGGACAUGGGGGUCUUUCAGGAAUACGACAACGACUUUGCGAAUGGAGCCAUCGGGGACGACAACGAGAAUUUCGGCGAACCGAAACCCGAAAAGGACUACUACCUGCCCCUCGCCAUCCAAUCCGCCUUUCAGAAACUCAACGUCUCGCACGCGGUGACCUUCCAUUCGACCAACCAACGCGCCAGAGAAUUUUUGUCUCUGGCAGAAGACGUCUUUGCCCGCAACAAUUUCGACAUUGAUCUCUUCAACAUGGACUGCAAGACACCGCCCGAAGAACGAAGGCUCAUCCUAAAGCAGGCGGCGGCAUCCCCCCGAUCCCUCAUUACAAACUGCAAACUCCUCUCGAUGGGUGUCGACGAGGCCUGGUUGGAUCUGGUGGUGAUUGCCGAUCCCGUCCGGAGCACCGUCGAUGGACGGCAGAUGAUAGGACGGGUCGGACGAAAAGCACCCGGAAAGACCAAGGGAUACGUCGUGGUUCCGGUGCCGGUGUUGGAAGGCGAUGGUUUGGAAGAAAAUCGAAGGAACAACCAUGCCUACCAGAGAUUCGUGACUACCUUUCACCACAUGGUCCACAUCGACGAAGAACUGCGCCAGGAGGUACUGAUAGCCGUUCAGACAAGUGAGGAACUUGGCCGGCCCCUGCACGAAUCCGAGUAUCCCUCGCGGAUCUUGGAGGCCUUCAACCUCCCAAUGUCGAUCCCGGCCGAGGUGAAGGACCAACUCAUGGACUGCGCAAUAGUUGCGUACAACAACAACGAUUACGGAGACGAUUCGUCGAAAACCUGGGAUCGAAUGGUCGAAUUUCUGCGAAUCUACAAGACACGAAACGGAGAUUGCAAUGUUCCACAAUCUUAUACAGAAGAGACCGGGGAAUGUCUCGGAAGCUGGCUGAAUGCACAGCGGCUGAACAUGAGACGGGGACUCCUCGACCCGCACCGUCGAAAUACAUUGACGGAACUCGGUGUAGUGUGGGAUACCAUAGGUCAAAAGUGGGAGGAUAUGUACACACUUCUGGCGCAGUACAAAGAACGAGAGGGCCACUGCAACGUUCCCAGAAACCACCAAGAAGGCCCAGAACAAAAUCUUGGAGCGUGGGUGAACCGACAACGAAUCGGCAAGAGAAAGGGAAAACUCGAUCCGGUGCACGAAGAUCGGCUGGCAAAACUCGGCAUUGUUUGGGAUGUCCUGGCGCAGCAAUGGGAUUCCAUGUACACACUUCUGUUGCAAUACAAAGAUCGAACUGGCAACUGCAACGUACCGUUCAAGCAUGAAGAAGAUGGAGAAAAGCUCGGAAUGUGGUUGAACACACAACGCCACAACAGGAAGAACGGAGACCUCGGCACGGAGAGGAUCCAAAAACUCGAGUCCGCUGGUGUAGUGUGGGACCCCUCGGGGCAACAAUGGGGGGAUAUGUACACACUCCUCCUGCAGUACAAGGAACGAACCGGAGAUUGCAAUGUUCCACUUUUACAUGAAGAAGACGGAAAGAAACUUGGGCAUUGGUUGAACAAGCAGCGGCGGGACAAGAAAACGGGAACACUCGCCAAGGAGAAGGUCGAUUUGCUGAGCGAGCACGGUGUCGUAUGGAAUCUGACGGCCCAGCAAUGGAAAGCAAUGUUCAAAUUGUUGGUGCAUUUUCGAGACCGAGAGGGACACUGCAACGUUCCACAGAUGCAUCGGGAAAAGGGAGAAAAACUUGGCACGUGGUUGGUAAACCAGCGAACAAGCAGGAGACUUGGUAAGCUCGAUGCGGAGUUGGAAACGAAACUGAUGAAGCUUGGGGUGGUGUGGGAUACCAACGCUCAGCAGUGGGACCAUAUGCACUCACUCCUUGUGCAAUAUCGAGAGCGAAAUGGGGACUGCAAUGUACGACGAAGCUACGAGGAAGGAGGGAAAAAACUCGGGAAUUGGGUCAACACACAGCGUUCCAACAAGAAACUUGGAAAACUCAGUAAAGAAAGAAUACAGCGUCUGGAGGACGCUGAAUUUCUGUGGACUAGCAACAAGGGACAAUGAUGAAAGAUUUGAUCGCCAAUCAAUAACCAAAUUUAUU
This is a messenger RNA of Pseudo-nitzschia multistriata, 3519 nucleotides long. NCBI's taxonomy places the organism in Eukaryota, Bacillariophyta, Bacillariophyceae, Bacillariales, Bacillariaceae. The record is from the annotation of a GenBank genome assembly.